AUGCACGACAAGGACAAGCACAACACCAAAGGGAAUGGGAAGGGAAACUACUGGACCUUGGAUCCCAACUGUGAGAAGAUGUUUGACAACGGGAACUUCCGUCGCAAACGCAAGCGGCGCUCUGAGCCCAACGCCCCUGCGACCGCCUCUGCGGCCUCCUCUCUAGGGGGCCUGAAGGCUGAGGAAGAGCGACCCAUCCCAGCCGCAGGCAAACCCUGUGGAAACAGCCCACCCCCAGAGCUAGACCCCUCGCCUUCUGCCAGGGACCAUCCAAAAAGCUCCUCUCCCUCCGGUAUCAUUUCAUCCACACCUAGCUGCCUCAGCACCUUCUUCAGCGGCAUGAGCUCCCUGAGCAGCGGAGGCAGCCGGCUGACGGGGGGUCUCGGCAGUGACCUGCAUCACAGGAACUUCUCUGCUGGACAGCUGAGCAGUGGCACUUUCACCUCUUCCAGCAGCAAUUCUCAGGAGGUGCCUUCGCCAGACCAGCUGCAGCGGGUUGCGGGACCUUCCCCCGCCUACUACAGCUCCUUCCAUCCCAGCAGCAGCAGCCAGGGAGCCCAGUACAACCACUACUACAACUUCACGGUUAACAGCCUCAUCUACACCCGGGAUGGAACGGAGGUGUAGGAUGCUGGGGUAGUCAGCCGGCGAGCGCUGCAAAGGGAAUGGGAGUUGCAGGUGUAUCUGGCAGUACGGAGGACCAUAUGCUUUUGCAAACAGCAUUUCAAUGUGGACACUUCCCAGGAGUUCUUCCAGGAAGACAGAUCUUCUCACCUUUCAAAAUAAGAACACACCAGCAGAAGGCAGAUGCAAAGUCUUUUCCUCAUCCUGGAAAAUGUUAGGUGGUUUAGAUGGCUUGCCAUAUAAAUUCUGCAGGCGAAAGCAAACUCAAUUAAUAUUUUCAGAGGUUUCUAAUCCUGAAUGUAGAAUAAGGAGUUUAAAAACUAUAACCAUAAAGCGGUAUCAGCAGGAGCCAAGUGUAGACAUCCAGUGAGUCUUAGAAGAGAACAGGAAAAAUAAAUGAAGAGAUUUCUUAUGAAGUGCCUUGUACAAUGUAUUAAAAAAAUACUCUUCUGCCAGCAAUUGCCUCUGUAAUCCACCUUCUUUCUGCCCUGAUCCUGCAAUAUGCAAUGCACGGGGGGGAUACUCGGGGUAAACACCCACCCAGAACCUCCUCAAAACCCACAGAGGUUCAUCUGGUCUUCCUGUGUUUGGCAUAUUGUACAGCCAGGGCCGUGUCUUGUAAAACAAUCUUUUUCCCUGAGCUUAGUACCAAAGAUAACUCUAGCCAUGCAGCUUUAGCACGAGAAUAAACACUGGGGUAUUUUUAUACAUAUUUGUACGUAAUGUAACUCUUCUGUACAUAUGUUUCUAUGUGGUUUUAUAUUUGUAAAUUAUGCUCUGGAGCUGUACUUAUUUAUAAUGUGUUUUAAACUUUGUUAAAGUUUAUUUUACUUCGUUUCCCCUUCUUUUUGUUGUUUUGGGGUUUUUUUUUGUUUUGAAUUUUUGGUUGGUUUUGUUUUUGUUCAUUAGUGUAUUAAUGAAACUUUUCAGGCUGAACAGCUGUUGGGAAUAAAAUGCUAACA
Molecule: messenger RNA, 1586 nt
Organism: Athene cunicularia (burrowing owl)
Lineage: Eukaryota; Metazoa; Chordata; Aves; Strigiformes; Strigidae
Gene: FOXI3
Product: forkhead box I3
Exons: 2
Coding region: 1-627 (208 amino acids)
Biological process (GO): cell differentiation; anatomical structure morphogenesis; regulation of transcription by RNA polymerase II
Molecular function (GO): DNA-binding transcription factor activity, RNA polymerase II-specific; RNA polymerase II cis-regulatory region sequence-specific DNA binding
Source: RefSeq, a predicted model, not a curated record